Molecule: messenger RNA, 4133 nt
Organism: Salvia splendens (bonfire salvia)
Lineage: Eukaryota; Viridiplantae; Streptophyta; Magnoliopsida; Lamiales; Lamiaceae
Product: SUPPRESSOR OF ABI3-5
Exons: 16
Coding region: 1061-3907 (948 amino acids)
Biological process (GO): mRNA splicing, via spliceosome
Cellular component (GO): nucleus
Molecular function (GO): RNA binding
Source: RefSeq, a predicted model, not a curated record
UUCAUAAAAGAUUAAGCUAAAUCCGCAACAGCAGAUCCCCAAUUCUAAACAUUGAAACCCAAACCCACACUCCUCCGCCCCUUCCCCUCCGCCUCCGCCUCCGCCUCCGCUUAACUCUCAAACAAUCGCUACGCUCGUGUGACUCUUCUCCGUUUCUGUCAUCGACUUCUCUUACUUACAUCAUCAUACACGCCAUCUCGGUUCGGUUUUGAACAAUUUCUUCUUCCGCGAUUUCACCUUCUCUAAUCGUCGGCUUCGAAGCAAAACCGCAACCCUAAUCUCGAUUGCUCACAGCUUUGUCUCAUCGGAAUCGACUUGAAUUUGGUCGGUAUGUGCAAUAGCCACCCACAGUGGAAAUUCAGAUGAAUUGCUUUACAUGUAUACAAUCUCCCUAAGAUCCUUAUAACUACAUUGGCUAUUUAAUCCCUACCUUCUAGCUAUAUUUUGUUGUGAUAUGAUAUAUGCCUGCUCACCCACCUUGACCUAUUUGUAACCGAGGCUAAAAGAGAUGUAUCUGGAAGUAUUUAAAUGGAGAUUUAUCUGAAAGAGUGUAUUUUAGGGACGCUCUUUAGGGGGGAAAGCCAAAGGAUGAAAAUUGUUUUUCCGUCGUGGCAUAGCUCAUGUUUUUCCAAUGUUUACAGGAAAGGUCCCAUUCAUCUUGCAUCUGCAACUUUCCGACAAUUAGAUAGACAUUUGCAGGAAAAGGGUGAUUCGUCAGAGCAAUGGACCCUGGACGCUAUGGUCUUCAUCAAGGAUGGGAAAAUAACAGCUAUCUAUUCCUUAAAGAGCAUGAGAGAAGCCAUGGGACAGUGAGGAUGUGGAAUCGUUUGCCUACGUUUACCAUGAUUAUUACUUGCUGACACAACUUAUUCUCUUGAAUCCACAGGCUUUGGAGGGGUAUGGUGCUGCUCAUGAUACAAAUUUUCGGGAUGAUGGAUCUUAUGAUGAUAGGAGGUUUAUAGAUGAAAGGUUCUCUAGGGAUAAUAUCUACCCAAGGGGUGCCUUUCAUCGAGAUGUUCUGGAGAGGGAUAAUUAUCCUCCACCGCCAUCAUCAGUUGGGAUGUGGCCUCAAACGAGGAGGAGAAGCUAUGAGGAAGAGUAUUCUUUGGAUAGGGGUAUUAGAAGGCAUGAAAAGCCGCCUUCUAGAUAUGGCGGCCGUGAUCGGGAGGAUUAUGGCUAUGAUGAUUAUGACUACAGAUCUCGUGCUUCCCAUCAAAGCAAGGAGGACAGCCGUGACAGGGAUUAUGAUCACGGAAGACACAGUUAUGAUUCUGAUUAUGAGAGGAGUGGUAGAAGAGAUGGUAACUGGAGAAGACGUGAAUCUCGGGAUCGAGAAUGGGACAAGAGAGGUGUGAGUCGUGAAAGGGAUGAAAGCCCUUAUAGAAGGCAUGAGCAUUCCCCUUCUCGUUCUCGAUCUCGUUCUCGUGGUCGUGAUGAUCGGGCUAGGUCAAAGUCUCCUCGAGGCCGCAGUCAUGGUCGAAGUUAUAGGGAAGACAGCUAUGAGGACAGUCGUUAUGAAAGAGGUGACAGGAGAAGGGAUCGUGAAGAUAGGCGUCAGAAUAAUCAUUCUGUUGCGCCUUCUGCCACUGUUGUGGUGAAGGGUCUUUCUCAAAAGACAACCGAAGAAGAUUUGUAUCAGAUUCUUGCGGAGUGGGGACCCCUUCGUCAUGUUAGAGUUAUUAAAGAGCGAAACUCUGGCGUCUCUCGUGGAUUUGCUUUUAUUGAUUUCCCUUCUGUGGAUUCAGCACAAGCAAUGAUGGAUAAGCUUGGGCAUGAAGGUCUUCUUGUUGAUGGAAGGAAGCUCUUCUUUGAGUACAGUAGUAAGCCAACUGGUGCUAAUGGAUCUCUUGGGAUGGACAGUGGAUCAAGAUCAGGCCAUGGUAGCUAUAGAAGUAUGAUGAUGCCGUCUGAUUGGAUGUGCACAAUAUGUGGCUGUGUCAAUUUUGCCCGGAGGACAUCUUGUUUUCAGUGUAAUGAACCAAGAACAGAAGAUGCUCCCCCUGCUGAUAUGGCAUCAUCAAAUUUUAAUCUGGCUGGCAAGAGAGGGGAAUCAGGCCCAACACAUGUUCUUGUUGUCCGUGGGUUGGAUGAAAAUGCUGACGAGGAAAUGCUACGCUAUGAAUUUUCUAAACAUGCCCCUAUUAAGGAUUUACGGUUAGUUAGAGACAAAUUUACGCAUGUUUCAAGAGGAUUUGCAUUUAUCCAUUUCUAUUCCGUUGAGGAUGCCACUAAAGCUCUUGAAGCAACAAACGGUACUACUUUGGAGAAGAACGGUCAGAUUCUUAGAGUUGCCUAUGCCAAAAGUAUUGUUGGGCCUGGAUCAGCUGUUUCAGGAGCUUCUCAGUCGAGCAGUCUUGCUGCAGCUGCUAUUGAAGCAGCUACAUUUGCUCAGCAGUAUGAUGCUGUUGGCUGGGCACCUAAAGAAUACAAUCCAGAGGACAACCAAUCUGGUGGAGGUCAUGGGCAGAGUGGACAUGUUGCAGGAGAAACAGAUUCUUCAGCUCCACAAUCUGGUUUUGUGUGGGACGAAGCCUCUGGUUAUUACUACGAUGCUACUUCUGGGUUCUACUACGAUGGAACUACAGGUCUAUAUUAUGAUGGGAAUAAUGGUCUCUGGUAUUCUUAUGAUCAACAAACUCAGCAGUAUAUUCCUUGUAAUGAUCAGAAUGGCAAGACAUCUGAAAAACAAAUUGAUGCUUCUAAGACAUCGGAUGCUUCUAAUAAUCGAAAAGUCAUCAUUUCUGCACCAGCUGCUACCAUAACAUCAAAUGAGAAAGCUGCUUCAUUACCAGAUGCUGUCCAGGCUGCAGCUGCUGCUGCGCUAGCAGCCGAGAAGAAAGAAAAGGAGAAACUUAAAGAGAUCAGACUUGCUUCCAAAAGUAGCAUAAUGGCUAACAAAAAGAAGAUGAAUAAUGUCUUAACCAUGUGGAAGCAAAGAAGUAAUGAAGGACAAGCACCACGAGUGGCUCUCGAGGACAAUCAGCCGUCCGCAUCAGUUGAAGAGAGAUCUAACCCAGCAUCAUCUAUGAAGAGCAAAUUAAUAAAUGAAGAACUGGUAGUAAAAGAGAAUGUUAUAGCUUCUGCAGGAUUGAUGAGUGCCUCAACUCAAUCUGCUGACAUGGAAUCCCAGAACAGGACAAAGCCCAUCAGCGCCAGUUCUAGUGGAACCUUAAAAGGAGUGAUUAGGAGUUCUGGGAUGGGUUUGGUGAAAUAUGAUUCUGUUUAUAUUGGACCAGAAGGUACACCGGCUCCGUCAUUUGGUGCAUCUUCUGCAGGAUCUUCUUCAUUGACACAUACAGAACAUUCCACACCAGUUACACCAUUUAGAACAGGCGCAUCUGCAUUAGGCGGAUAUGCACCAUCUUCUGCUACAGGAAGUGGUAAAAGAAGGUUUUCUGAGAUGCCCAUCACUACUUCUGUUACAAAAAAAGAACAGUCUCAAUCAACUUAUCGAGAUCGUGCAGCUGAAAGGAGAAGCUUGUACGGUUCAUCAUCGGCUUUUGGGGACGAUGACACAAAUGCUGGAAUCGUAGACUCAAACCGAGAUCCAGCAUAUGGACGAGGUGGUUUGGACUCUAUGCCUUUCCCUCCUGGUGUUGGUGGUGGACGAAGUAGUGGAGAUGUGAAUAUCCAGAGUUAUGAGGUGAUUACAGCAGACAAGGCCAUUGAUGAGAGCAAUGUGGGAAACCGGAUGCUCCGCAACAUGGGCUGGCAUGAAGGCUCGGGGCUGGGGAGAGAUGGGAGUGGCAUGGUAGAGCCCGUACAGGCUCAGGCCACAGAAACGAGAGCGGGACUAGGGAUCCAUCAACCGAAGAAAGUGGAUCCGAGCCUGGAGGUUCAGGCAGGAGAUAGUUACAAAGCUGUUAUUCAGAAGAAGGCGAUUGCUCGUUUUCGAGAAAUGUCAUGAUGUGUGAGUGAGAGGAUAGAGAAGCGCAAGCAAUGGUGUAGAGAUGUACAGAAUGGAGUUGUGCUACUUUGAAUUGUAGGUGAUAUUGCUGUGGUCUUAGGUUCAGAGUUACUCAUUGUAGCAUACAUACAUAUCCAGCGAUAUUAUGUCAUUGUGAUUCUGCUUGUUCCAUUUCGGAACCAUCUGUUGCCCCCCAUUGCUGUGGAAAGAAAAACACUCAUUUAAA